AUGUCCGAUGAUUCGAGCAGCUCACCGGAGGGUAAGAAGCCGCGGCGGCGGUGGUGGGAAUUCGGAAUCGUUGGUACUUCCGGAAAGGAGCUGCGUGCGGUUCUGGUGGGUACGCCUGACAGGUCCGGGAAGAUCCGCACAACCACCGUCAACGUGACAGCUGGUAGCAGUUCCUUUUACGAGGGGGAAAAAUUCCCUUGUUCUAUGGGUUAUGCAGUGGUAGGAACGAAGCUAUAUGCUUUUGGUGGUGAAGCUGGUAGGCGCCCAUCUACAGGUGGUGUUCGUGAGUAUCCGCGAGAUUUAUACGUGUGUGAUCUGACAAUGAAUCCCGAAAACUUUAAAUCGCUCGUAUUUGAAGUACACCCAAACAAGCUGAAGGGGCCGAAGCAACUGUGCAUUAAUGUGGCCUACAAAGAGAAGAUUAUCAUGCUGGAGCGGACUUAUUGUCGUGGUAACGGAGAGGCUCAGUGUCCUGCUCCUUGCGAGGUUUUGAAUCUCAAAGAUCUCAGUGUUGUGACAGUUGAAACCCCUUUUUGGACCUGGAAAGACGAGGAUGGUGAGCCUUUCCGCCCUGCUUUCUCAGGUCAUGUUGUUUCAGGGAAUGUAUUGUAUGUUCUUGUGUGGAAUUAUUGUGGUGAAAACGUUUUGUAUGGUCUUGACAUGGACAAGCUACUGUGGCACCCCUACUUUCAUGAUUCACCCUUAAAGUGGGCGAUGUACAGGGAGAGUAUCUAUCGUAAUUGGCUCUGCUCAAGAGUUGUCCAUGGUGGUAAAUAUUUUGUUGUGAAACCCGACCUUAAGCCUAGACUUGUUGUGAAGAACCUCAUGGGCAUGCAACAGGAGCUGGAUACUGUAUCCGAGCUUGUUGGUACAGCACAAAACGACAAAUUCUUCGAGAAUGCUGUGGUUGUUCCUUUUGGAUACGACGAGGAUGAUGAUGCCAACUCUGGUGUGUAUUGCAUGUUUGUGUGGUAUAGAUCUCAUGUUGACCCAGAAGCUGAUUUCUUCAAGGCUUGCAAGUUCAAAUUGAUCGACAAUGGUGACUGCAGCAGUGCUACUGGUGGCUCAAGCCCCCCCUAUGACUGUGUAAUCUUAUCCGAGGCUGAAGUCCUAGAUGACUUUCCAGAUGAUUUCUAUGGCUAUGGUUACACAGCAUUCACUCCAACGUCUUACAUAGCGAUGAUUACCUGGGGUGAUUCUUAUUAUAGAUGGUAA
This is a messenger RNA of Linum trigynum, 1215 nucleotides long. The record is from the annotation of a GenBank genome assembly. NCBI's taxonomy places the organism in Eukaryota, Viridiplantae, Streptophyta, Magnoliopsida, Malpighiales, Linaceae.